Chrysochloris asiatica (Cape golden mole) is the source of this 1392-nucleotide messenger RNA. It is a transcript of the gene FCRL1, whose product is annotated as Fc receptor-like 1. The transcript has 10 exons. Gene Ontology annotation, biological process: cell surface receptor signaling pathway. Gene Ontology annotation, molecular function: transmembrane signaling receptor activity. The record is from RefSeq and is a predicted model, not a curated record. The coding region runs from base 1 to 1392 and encodes 463 amino acids. Lineage: Eukaryota; Metazoa; Chordata; Mammalia; Afrosoricida; Chrysochloridae.
AUGUUGCUGAGACUCCUGCUGUUGAUCUGUGCUUCACUCUGUGAACGAAUUGAGUUGUUUCUGAAACCCAGUCCCUCUUCGCCCAUAGAAGGAAACUCAAUGACCCUGACAUGUGAGUUUCAACGCCCUCCACAGGCAUCAGAUAUCCAGUUUCAGUUCUGCUUCUUCAGAGAUGGCGAAACCUUGGGAUCAGCCUGGAACAGUGUCCCAGAACUCCAGCUUCUCCCCAUGUGGACUGAAGACUCAGGAUUUUAUUGGUGUGAGGCAAAGACAGUGAAAACCAGAAUUACACGGAGCAGGAUGAUACAGAUAAACGUGCAGAGGGUCCCUGUCUCUGAUGUGAGCUUGGAGGCACAGCCCUCAGGGGGACAGGUGGUGGAAGGAAAGAAGCUGGUCUUUGUCUGCUCAGUUGCUAAGGGCACAGGAAACAUCACUUUCAUCUGGUACAAAGGGACCAUUGGUUUAAAACUGGGUACAAAGACCCAGCGUUCCUCAACUGCAGAGUUUGAGAUCCUUAUGGCGAGGGAGAGUGACACUGAACAAUAUUACUGUGCAGCUGAAAAUGGCUAUGGCCCCAGAAUCAGUGGGCUGGUGAGCAUCACUGUCAGAAUUCCAGUGUCUCAUCCAGUCCUCAUCUUAAGGACUACUGGGGCUCAGGCCAUGGUGGGGGACAUGGUGGAGCUUCACUGUGAGACCCCAAAAGGCUCUCCUCCGAUCCUGUACCAGUUUUACCAUAAGGACGUCAUCCUGGAAAGCAGUUGGGCCUCUCUUAGAGGAGGAGUAUCCUUCAACUUGUCUCUGACAAUAGAACAUUCUGGAAAUUAUUUCUGCAAGGCUAGCAAUGACCUGGGAAUGAAACGUAGUGAGAUUGUGUCACUCAACAUCACAGUGCCUACCGAGAACAGAAUGGAACUUCUGACUUCAGGAGUCAUUAAGGGGCUGCUUGGCAUCCUUGUUCCCUCUACUAUGGUCUUACUGUUUUGUUACUGGCUCAAGAGAAAAACAGGAAGAAGAUCAGCAAGGGAUCCACUCAGGAGCCCUCCUAGUCCUCUACCUCAAGAAGCUAUGUAUCUCAACUCAUCGACCUCAGUGCCUCCACAUUCUAUGUAUGAAAAUGUGAAUGUUGUAAGUGGGGAUGAUGUUUAUUCACUGGUGUACUCUACCCAGCAGGAACAGAAAUCAACAGCAGGUGAGACAUGGGGAGUAAAUUUGUGUCUAACUUUGUCUAUCAUAGAAACAUUGAAGAAUCAACGGUUGUGCAUAGCAGAACUACUGCUUCUGCUUUUGGAGCUGACUAUGAGCAUUGCAGACUCUUGGUGUGGCACUGUCUCCAUCUAUUCUAAGCUGAAGAAAGCACCUGUUACAGAUGUGGACUAUGAAAAUGAUAUGUAA